Messenger RNA from Teleopsis dalmanni, 771 nucleotides. RefSeq lists its product as uncharacterized. The coding region runs from base 1 to 771 and encodes 256 amino acids. NCBI's taxonomy places the organism in Eukaryota, Metazoa, Arthropoda, Insecta, Diptera, Diopsidae. The record is from RefSeq and is a predicted model, not a curated record. The transcript has a single exon.
AUGGCUCAUCCCAGAAGACCCCGUAAAAAUCUUUACGAUGUUAUUUUUAGCGAUAAAAAAGAAGUCUCCGAUACUGAAAAUGGCUUAGGGCAAGUAAACUCGACUCACAGGAUGGCACAUCGUUUGCGUAUGGCAGUGUUUAAGGGUGCUUCAACGAAUCCAAAACGUAACUCAUUCCUGCAGAAAACUAUGGAACUUGCUUUGAGAAAGGGCAUGCGGUUGAGAGAAAUUUCAAAAAUAGUGGAAACCUUUAGCAACCCUUUAGAUCCGUCCCAUACAUACAUCUUGCAACUGAGACUUGAACAGAAAAUUUACGUUGUUAUUAUCGCAAACUGUGCUUCGUUACAUCAAAUCCGGUACAUACUGCUCCCUCUGCUGAAUCAAUAUAACGGAGACUUUGUUAAUGUACUGCCACUCUAUCAUUACAACAUCAACAUCGAGGCCAUCCUGUCCUAUGAGCUAAUAUCCGAUUUCAAAAACCUCGAGAGCAAAUUACUGCGCGAUAGUUUGGUUUGUAAAGCUAAAGCAGUUCAGGUGGUUGACCUCGACACAGGUGCUAUCAAUUUCAAAUGUGACCCAGACGAUGUAAGGGAUACUUGCCUGGCUCUGAAGGAUAAAGGCUACAACAUUUUGCAUUUGGAAUGCAAUUUUAAAGCAAAAGUACCAAUACGAUUGAGUAGCGAUGAUCAUAAGCGUUAUUUGAAGUUCUAUAACAGUUUGGCCAAGAUGCGGCACAUUAUUAAAAUAUUUGACAAUGUAGUAUCAAAGUAA